AUGUCUGAUGGAAUGCCUCCAGAACUUUAUAAAAGGGUUAUAAUAAUUGGAGUUGAUGGAUGCGGUAAUUAUCCAUUGAAAGGUGAAUGUCCAAAUAUUAAAAAGUUUUUGUCCGAGUCGGCUCACUCAUACUUUGCAAAAGCUCAAUUACCAACAAUAAGUGCGCAGAAUUGGGGAUCGAUGCUACAUGGUGUUGAACCAAGUAAACAUGGUCUAACCAAUCCAAUUGUUGAACAAGGCACUCCAUAUCCUGAGGAUAGUUCGUUCCCAAGUAUUGUCAAAAUAUUGGAAUCUAAACGAACCACAAACGAAGAAUUCAAUGCUGCAAGUAUAGUUGACUGGUCACCUAUAAAUACUGGGAUAUUUGAAUUGUCAUUGAAAAUGUACAAAUAUUCAUAUCCCGAGGAUGAACAUGAAACAUGGUACAAAAAAUUUUGGAGAAAAUUGAGAGAGUUGGUUUUAAAGAAAAAAUUCACCGAAGAUGAUUAUGUAGCUUGGAAAAGUGUAGAUUUCAUUAAAAGUAAAAAAAAUAAAAAUACAAAUUUUUUAUUUAUUUAUUUUGCAACUGUGGAUAAUGUUGGUCAUGAAAAUGGUUAUGGUGGUGAGAAAUAUAUGCAAAAUUUGUCAUAUAUUGAUGGUUUGGUUGGAAAUGUAUUAACUGCAAUCAAGAAAGCUGGUUGGGAAGAUGACAGUUUGAUAAUUUUGACAACUGAUCAUGGUGGUAAAGAUUGGAAUCACGGUGGCGAUAGUAAAGAAGAAGUAGAAAUAAUUUGGGGUGCUAAAGGUAAAAAUAUUAAGCCUGGAAAAGAAUUACAUAACGUAACAAAUAUGGAUGUGGCUGCUGUUACUUUGACCGCAUUUGGUGUUGAAACACCUAAUCAUUUUGAUUCUAAAGUACCUUUUGGACUUUGGAUUGCUAAAAAUAAGGAAGCUGAAAAAGUUGAAGAUGAAGGAAUUUAUAUUUGA
Molecule: messenger RNA, 966 nt
Organism: Entrophospora sp. SA101
Lineage: Eukaryota; Fungi; Glomeromycota; Glomeromycetes; Entrophosporales; Entrophosporaceae
Source: the annotation of a GenBank genome assembly